UCGCUCUGACACAGGUCGAGCGUUCAAAAGUCCCCUAGAAGGACACCGACUCUAGGCCGACACAUCCCACCCAGUAGACAAGACACCGGCCUGUAAAAUAUCACCAUGCCCAGGUCAAAACGUGCCAAGAUCGUGUCCCUCACCAAGGUCGCUAAAAAGACCAGAGAGGACAAGUCUACGCUCAUCGAGGAGGUGCAGCAAAAUAUCGAAAAGUGGAAGUACUGCUGGCUGUUUGAGGUCGGCGCUAUGCGGAAUGCAUACCUCAAAACUGUGCGGAAGCUGUGGAAAGACUCUGCACGGAUAUUCUUUGGCCGGGGUGCAGUGAUGGCCAAAGCACUGGGCACAACCGUCGAAGAGGAACACCGCCCAGGUCUCCACAAACUCGCCAAGCAAAUAAAAGGCCAAGUCGGCCUCCUCUUCACCGACUCAGAGCCCUCGGAGGUAACCGAAUGGUUCGACGACUUCCACCCGCCCGACUUUGCGCGCGCGGGCAACCUCGCGACGCGCACCGUCACGCUGCCCGCGGGGCCCGUCCUGCGCGUGCACUCGGACCCGCCCGAGCCGUUCCCGCACAACGAGGAGCCGCAGCUGCGCAAGCUCGGCCUCGGCACGGUCAUGAAGCGCGGCGUGCCGACGCUCGACGCGCCCCAUCGCGUGUGUGCAGAGGGAAAGCCGCUGACGGCGGAGCAGGCGCAGCUGCUCAAGUUGAUUGGGGAGCGUAUGGUCGAGUUUAGGGUUGUCAUGCGGGCAAGGUGGGAGGCGGAGAGCGGGGAGGUGACGCAGGUUGGUUCGGGCGUGGUUGUUGAGGAUGAGGAGGGUAAGAGUGGGGAGGAUGAGGAGAUGAGUUCAUGAGAUUGGGUCUGGUACUUAGAGCGGUAGGAAAGCAGCUCUACUCAUGCCCACCUCGUACCAGAUAUGUAUGCGACUCGAUUAUUUGUCAUCUGCCGUCGCUCCGACUUUAAUGUCCAUUGCUAAGGCGGACGUCAUCGAUCGUAUUGCUGCUUCCAUGAAUGCAUGCUAGAAUUUACAUGAGAGUCCGAUAAUUUAGAUACG
Messenger RNA from Coniophora puteana RWD-64-598 SS2, 1053 nucleotides. RefSeq lists its product as uncharacterized. Gene Ontology annotation, cellular component: preribosome, large subunit precursor; nucleolus. The coding region runs from base 106 to 852 and encodes 248 amino acids. The transcript has 5 exons. The record is from RefSeq and is a predicted model, not a curated record. Gene Ontology annotation, molecular function: RNA binding. NCBI's taxonomy places the organism in Eukaryota, Fungi, Basidiomycota, Agaricomycetes, Boletales, Coniophoraceae. Gene Ontology annotation, biological process: nuclear-transcribed mRNA catabolic process; ribosomal large subunit biogenesis; ribosomal large subunit assembly.